AUGCAACUUAAGUAUUCCUGUAAUAUUAUGCCAGCAUUAGAUGGCAUGCAAAAAGUGAGUGGAUUAGCAUGGUCUUACAAUGGCUAAAAACUGGGAGUUUGCACAGCUGAUAGAAAAAUAUUAUUAUUUAAUGAUUAAUUGGGUAAGGAGGACAAUUUCCCAACGAAGCCAUCAGAUAAGACUCAAUAGAAAUCUUAUGUGGUGAGAGCAAUUGAAUUUUCUCCAGAUUCAACUAAGAUAGCUGUUGCUCAAUCCGAUAAUAUAGUGUAUGUAUAUAAGAUUGGUGCAAAAUUUAAAGAGAAAAAGACAAUCUGCAAUAAAUUCCCAGCCUCUUCCUCAAUUACAACAUUGAUAUGGCCAGCAUAAAGAGAAAAUGAUAUCAUAUUUGGAUUAGCAGAAGGAAAGGUGAAGAUUGGAUUUUUGAAAAAUAAUAAAUCUCAAAUAGCAUUCACAACAGAAUCCUAUGUAGUAAGUAUGGCAACAAAUAGGGAUGGAGAUGUGGUUGUAUCAGGCCAUCUUGAUGGAUCAGUAUACAGUUACAACUUAGACACUCAACAAUCAUAAAAGUUAGUAGUACAUCAUUCAAUACCUUAUGCUUUGGCUUAUGGAUAACAUGUUGCAGCAGCUGGUAAUGAUCAAAAAGUGUCAUUCUAUGAUAAUUAUGGAAAUCUAGUUCAGAGAUUUGAUUACACUUAGGAUGAAAGAUGUAAAGAUUUCUCAGUCGGUGCUUGCAGUCCUAAUGGGGAUAUCAUAGUAUUGGGUAAUUUUAAUAGAUUUUAUCUUUACACAUACAAUCAAAAGAGAUCUCAAUGGGAAGAAAUAGGAGUAAAACAUAUUGAGAAUUAUUACACAAUCACAGCAUUGUGUUGGAAGAAUGACUCAUCAAAAUUGAUUACUGGAUCGCUAUGUGGAUCAGUUGAUGCAUGGGAUAUUUCUAUGAAAAAGAUUAGAUUUAAGGGAAAAUACGAUUUGAAUUAUAUUGGUCCAUCUUAAAUUGUCAUUUAAGUGUUAUCGACUAAUUAAUAAGCAGUCAUUAGAUCAUCAUAGGCUGAAAUAUCAAAGAUUGAUAUAAAAAAAGAGAGAUUUGUAGUUGCUAAAACACAUGAGACUUUAAUUGUAGGUGAUUUGGCUACAGGAAAGACAUCAGAAGUCAGUUGGAGAGGAAGUGGAAAUGAAAAGUUUGAUUUCACAAAUGAAAAUAUUUGUAUGGUAUUCAAUGCAGGAGAGUUGACUUUGAUUGAAUAUGGAAGUGAUCGUAUUUUGGGUACUUGCAGAACUGAACAUAUGAAGAAUUCACUUAUCAGUGCUAAGGUUAGUUAUACUGGGUAGAACAAGACUAAAGUGAUUGCCUUUUUAUUGGAUCUACAAACAUUAUAGAUAUAAGAUUUAACCACUAAGAGUAUUAUUGCUACAAUUGCACAUGAUACUAAGAUUGAUUUCUUAGAAUUGAAUUCUCAUGCCAACAGGUUAAUAUUUAGAGAUAAGAGAAGAUAAUUGUAUUUAUAUUCAAUUAAAAAUGCAUUUAAACACACUCUUCUAUCAUUUUGCAAUUAUGCUUAAUGGGUUCCUGAAAGUGAAGUUAUUGUUGCUUAAAAUAGAAAUAAUUUGUGUGUUUGGUAUUCAAUUGAAAAUCCUGACAAAGUUACACUUUAUACAAUUAAAGGUGAUGUUGAAGAAAUUGAAAGAAUUCCUAGUACACCUACUUAAGCUGGUUCUACUUCUGUUAUUGUGAGUGAAGGCUAAAAUAAAGUUGCUUAUAAAUUGGAUUAAGCCUUAAUUGAAUUUGGAUUUGCAAUUGAAGGAAGAGAUCUUGAAAAGGCAGCUUCAAUAUUAGAUAAAUUAGAAUUGACUUCUGAUACUGAAGCCAAUUGGAAAGUGUUAGCAUAAUUAUCUUUGGAAGAGUAAAAUUUAUCAGUAUCUGAACACUGUUAUGCUGCUUUGGGAGAUGUUGCUAGAGCAUCCUAUUUGAGAGGCAUCAAUAGACUCAUUUCUAAAUAUUAUGAAGAGACUGGUAAGAAGGAUGGAAUAUCAUAUUACAAAGUCUAGUCUAAAUUGGCUAUCUUAGAUAAAUAAUUUACUAAGGCUGAAGAAUUGUUACUUAAUCACAAUGAAGUAAAUGAGGCUAUGGGAAUGUAUUAAGACUUACAUAAAUGGGAUGAAGCUAUUAAAAUUGCUGAAAAGAGAGGUCAUGAAUAAGUUAAAGUUCUCAAAGAGAAUUAUUAUCAAUGGUUAAUUGAAACUGGAUAAGAAUCCAAGGCUGCUGAAUUAAAGGAAAAUGAAGGCGAUUUUAUUAAUGCUAUUAAUCUUUAUUUGUAAGGUGGAUUACCAGCUAAAGCUGCCAAUAUUGUAUUUAAUUGCAAUAUGUCCUUUCCAUAAGACUUAUUAGAAAAGAUUGCCUCAUCUUUAGCCUAAAGUGGUAUGUAUGAGAAAGGUGGUGAAUUCUAUGAAUAGAUGGAAGACGAUCAAUAAGCCUUGAAUUGUUACAUUAAAGGUAACGUAUUCAAAAAGGCAGUCGAAUUGGCUAAAAGAAAAGAUCCUAAAUUGGUCAAAUAAUUAGAGGAAAGUUGGGCUAAUUAUCUAGUUGAAAACAAAGAAACAGAAAGUGCCAUUAAUCAUUAUGUUGAGGCAGGCAAAUUUUAGAAGGCUAUUGAAGCAGCAGUCUACAGUAGGUCUUGGACUAAAGCCAUUUAAUUAUUAUAAAAUUAAUCAGCUGAGGUAUCAAGACCCUAUUACAGACAAGUGGCUAAACAUUACGAGGAUGUUAGAUAAUAUGAUUUUGCUGAAAAAUACUAUAUUAAGGCUAAUUCUCCUAUUGAGGCCUUUGAGAUGUAUGUAAAGGCUAGCAAAUGGGAUAAAGCUCUUUCAAUAGCUAGAGAAUACUUACCUGAAGAAAUUGUAUAGUUAUAUUUGAACCAAGGUAAAAAGUUUGAAUAAGCUGGUAAAUACAAAGAGGCUGAAAAACUAUAUUUAACAGUUUAAGAGUAUGAUACUGCUAUUUUAAUGUAUCAAAAUCUCUCUCAGUAUGAAAGUGUGAUAAGAAUUGCCAGUAAAUUCACUCCUUAAAAAUUAAAGGAUAUUCAUUUGGGAAUUGCAAAGAAAUUAGAAAGAGAAAACAAUUACUUAAAAGAGCUGAACAACACUACAAUUGAAGCUGGCUCAUGGCAUUUAGCUAUGUAGAUGUACAAGACUCAUAAUCAAUGGGAAGAAGCAAUAAGAUGUUGUAAAAUGUAUGGAUCUGAGAAAGAGACAUGUUAAUAGGCUAAAUUAUGGGCAGAAUCUCUAGGUCCAGAUGCUGGAUUGAAGAUGCUUUAAAGAUUGAAUCUAGUUGAUGCUUUGAUUGAAUAUUAAUCAGACAGACACGAAUUUGAAGAAGCAUUCAAAUUGGCUAAUUUACAUGCUAAACAUAAAUUAUAAGAUGUUCAUUUCAAAUAUGCUUGUCAUUUGGAAGAUGAAAGAAGAUACAAAGAAGCUGAAGAAAACUUCAUUAAGGCAGGCAAGGCAUCAGAAGCCAUCAACAUGUACGAACAUCUUGGAGAUUAUACCAGUGCUUUAUAAGUAGCUAGACAAUAUGAACCAUAAUCAGUUACAUAAAUCUUAAUUAGUUAAGCCAAGUUCUACAUCGAGAAGAAAGACCUUCAAAAAGCAGAACAAGCAUUUAUUUAAGGUAAAAGACCUGAAUUAGCAAUUAAAAUGUAUGUUGAAUCAAGUCAUGCUCCACAUAUGGUUGCAGAAUUAAAUAACAAAUAUGGCAAUGUAGCCAAUACUUAUAACAUGACAGGAGAGGAUUUAUAUUAAAGUGCUUAGACUUGGGAAGAACAAAGAGAUUACUUAAAGGCUAUAGAGAUCUAUUUAGAAGUCACCCCUUAAAAUACUUAAAGUGAAGAUGUGAUGACAAGAGCAUGGGAGAGAGCUAUUCAAAUAGCUGCCAAUUAUGAUAAAGAUAAAUAUCCAAGAAUUGUAUAGAUAGUUUGCAAGAGAUUAAUUGAAAUUAAGAAAUUAGAGACAGCAGCAUAUCUAUAUGAAUAAGUUGGAUAAUAUUAAGAAGCAGUUACUACUUAUGUUUAAGGUAGAGAAUUUGAAAAAGCAAAGUAAGUUGCACAACUGAUUAAUAAUAAAGAAUUAAAUACUAAGUUGAUGGAUUAUAUCACCAAAGAAUAACGUAAAUAUGGAGCAUCAACAGGAUAAGCUAAUGUAAUGAUUGAAACUGGAGAUGUUGCAGCAGCCAUGGAAAUGCUAGCUUAAAAGAAUGAUUGGGGACAAUGCUUACAAUUAGCAGAUAAACAUGGAGUUGAAUACUUAAACAAAUAUCUGAUGAGAUAUGUUAAAAUCACUAUGUAAUAAGGAAGAUUCAGUGAAACUAUCCAAUCAUUGGCUACUUAUGGUAUGCCAAUAAUUUAAUAAAAUUAUCCAAUCUAUGAGAAUUUAGCAAUUGAAAUCUUUGUUGAAUGUGAUCCUAAAGAGUUGAAGUUACUUAGAUAAGCUUUGUAUGGAUUUAUCUAAGGAUUGGAAGCUGCUCAUGAAAUUAAAAGUGAAACUGGUAAGAAAUUUUUAAAAUUUGGCAUUGUUGCUCAUUUACUCAAUCUGAGAAAUUAAUAUGCUCAGGAUGGAAUUGUCAAAUUGCAUGCUCAAACUUGCAUUUCAUUGUUGAGAUACUGUGACUUAGUUAGAAUCGAUUAAUUGUAUUUGGAUGCUGGAAGAGUUGCGAAGAAGAUCAAUUAGUUAGGAUUAGCAUUUGUUCUAUUGAAUAGAUAUUUGGAUAUAUAUGAAGUUAUUGAAGAUCCUGAUAACAAUAAUGGAUUAGGAGAUGGAGCUGAAUUCUAAAAUAGUGAUUUACCCUCACCUUAUGAUGUACCAAUGCCAGAAAAGAACUUGAUAAAUGACAAAGAGAAAGAAGAAAUAAGGGACUGGUUACUCUAGUUAUCUGUAAAUUAAAAUUAAGAACCAGUAUUACCAACAAGAUAAUGUGAUUGUGGAUAUUAAAUCUAUGAUGCUUCAUUACGAUGCUUCAAAUGCAAGUAAACAUGGGAGCCCUGCAUUAUUACCGGUAUGCCUCUUCUUAAGAAUUAAACAGUCAAUUGUUAAUCUUGUGGAAAAGGAGCACUUAAAGAUGCAUGGAAUACAUAUUUACAAGCAUAUCCCACCUGUCCAUGGUGUAAUAAACAUGCAAAAUGA
Molecule: messenger RNA, 5172 nt
Organism: Paramecium tetraurelia
Lineage: Eukaryota; Ciliophora; Oligohymenophorea; Peniculida; Parameciidae
Exons: 5
Biological process (GO): intraciliary transport
Cellular component (GO): axoneme; ciliary basal body; intraciliary transport particle B
Molecular function (GO): protein binding
Source: RefSeq, a predicted model, not a curated record